This is a messenger RNA of Melospiza melodia melodia, 949 nucleotides long. Its product is annotated as class II histocompatibility antigen, B-L beta chain-like. Gene Ontology annotation, cellular component: membrane; MHC class II protein complex. The transcript has 5 exons. Bases 26 to 934 code for a protein of 302 amino acids. The record is from RefSeq and is a predicted model, not a curated record. Gene Ontology annotation, biological process: immune response; antigen processing and presentation. Lineage: Eukaryota; Metazoa; Chordata; Aves; Passeriformes; Passerellidae.
UGGUUCGGGGCGGCGGUCGCUGGCCAUGGGGCUCGGGGCGGCAGCCGGGGCCCUGCUGGUGGCACUGGGGGUGCUGGGAGCCCCCCCGGGUGCGGGCGCGGAGCUCUCGGGGGUGUUCCAGGUGAUGGCAAUGGCCGAGUGUCACUUCACUAACGGCACGGAGAAGGUGAGGUAUGUGGAGCGGUACAUCUACAACCGGGUGCAGGAUGUGAUGUUCGAAAGCGAUGUGGGGCACUUCGUGGGGUUCACCCCCGCUGGGGAGAGGUGGGCCAGGGACUGGAACAACGACCCGGAACGGAUGGAGUACCAACGGACUGUGGUGGACACGUACUGCCGGCACAACUACGGGCUUGCUGCCCCGUACCUCCCGGUGCGCCAAGUGCCCCCCAGCGUGUCCAUCUCGCUGGUGCCCCCCUCGAGCUCCCAGCCCGGCCCCGGCCGCCUGCUCUGCUCCGUGAUGGAUUUCUACCCCGCUGCCAUCCAGGUGAGGUGGUUCCAGGGCCAGCAGGAGCUGUCGGAGCACGUGGUGGCCACCGACGUGGUGGCCAACGGGGACUGGACCUACCAGCUGCUGGUGCUGCUGGAAACGCCGCCCCGGCGCGGGCUGAGCUACAGCUGCCAGGUGGAGCACGUCAGCCUGGAGCAGCCGCUGAGGCGGCACUGGGAGAUGCCGCCGGACGCCGGCCGCAGCAAGAUGCUGACGGGCAUCGGGGGCUUGGUCUUGGGCUCGGUCUUCGUGGCGCUGGGGCUCGGCUUCUACGUGCGCAAGAAGCUCCUGAGGCGGCGGCGGCCGCAGCCCCUCCCCGUGGGCUCGGGCCCGGCCGGGACCCCCCGCUCCGUCCCCGCUCCGCUGAUCCCGGGGGGGUCCCGUGUCCCCCCCAGCGCCGCUGGCGCUCUGCCCCCGCCCAGUGCCCGCUGCCGGCGCUCCCAAUAAAGCUUCCCAGCUGGG